Saccostrea echinata is the source of this 924-nucleotide messenger RNA. RefSeq lists its product as uncharacterized. NCBI's taxonomy places the organism in Eukaryota, Metazoa, Mollusca, Bivalvia, Ostreida, Ostreidae. Bases 1 to 924 code for a protein of 307 amino acids. The transcript has 4 exons. The record is from RefSeq and is a predicted model, not a curated record.
AUGUCAGCUAAAUACCAUAUCUAUACGCCGGAAGUCAGAUGUCUACUGUACUGCUUACUGUUAACUGAGAAAUAUCAACUGAAUCUCAAUGUACAAUCACACAGAAUCACAAGGGACAAAAUCAGAGACAGAUAUUUCACUGAUAGUACUGAUGACGACUUGGUAGAUCUACCUGAUGCAAUCACAGAAACACACAAUGGUGUUACAACGUUUACAUCAGACGAUAUCCGACAUGACGUCAUGUACGCCUUUGUUACGGAGUGUUUGGUGGAGGACAGUGAUCUGGAGUUUUUCCUCACCACGGCAUCAGGGGACGUGAUAUCAGAAUACGGCAGGUCCUGGAACUAUAAGAGGAGUGAGGGAGAGAGAUGUCUGUAUAUACCGGACAGACCAGAGAAAAUGUACGACCUCUUCAUAGACAAACUACAGCUGGACAUCAUCACACACUGUACCGUGUCUGACGGGGGGAUUCAUCGCAGGAUCAGUGAACGUUUGGGAGUCCCCAAGGAAAUACUAGAGUGGGACCAGGAGGCCAGAGAGCGGUAUGUGGUGUACGCAAAGAGGGAAACACAGACAGUCCACCAUGCCCGGGGGAUGAUUGUAGGAUGUGCUGGGGCGGGGAAAACCACGCUUCUUAAACGCCUCCUCGGUUGUAGUGAAGAAGAGAUUAAGAAAGUAAAAUCUACUGAGGGAUUGGAGGUGCAUGAGAAAAUAUUUGAAGUCUGUGAUGAAACUAAAUCUUUGAAAAGUAAGAAGUGUGCGUACUACGCCUGUCAUCAGAUUUACCUUACCAGGAGAGCUUUCUAUGUGGUGGUGGUGGACGCUUCUAAACAUCUUGACCAGAAAGUGGAUAGACGUGUAUGUGAUCAAGUUGGAAGCAUUUUCUCUGGGUGGACGUAUGGAGGUAUUAGUGAUACAAAGUAG